AUGCGGUGUUUGUUAUAUUUCUUCUUUGAGAAACCAAUUUACAAAGAAAAAAAAAACAAACUGCAGAAAAGUGGGGAAAAGGUAAUGAUGGGUUUGGCGAAUUUAAGCUCAUGCAAAGAGCGUUAUGAAGAAAUACAAGAAAAGAGUAACCAGAAAUGUUCAGAGUCGGAUCAGAUUUUGGACAUAAAGUCUGAUAGCUUCACAGUUGAUAUGGAACCUCUCUCUCAUCAUAGCAACAAAGAUCUCACCCAUAGUUCAAGAAUUAAUAUGGAUAGGAGUCUAUCAAGAAAAGGGUCGCAAGUAAGGGCUGAGAAGAAGUUGAAUUCGAAUUCUCUAAUGAAUGAUAGCAAUGGAGAUACUAUCCCCACACCUAAAGCUUCAUUGAUGGCGGGUACCAUGCCAGAAAAGUUGAUGUUACUGAAACCGAACACUGAUCAUAUCCUCGACCCACAACUACACCAUCAAAUCACCAUCAUGACCAGUGGCAACACCACCACAACCAAACCUGCCGGAACACCACUCAAAAGCAGUCUUUUUGGGAAGAAAUCAAGCAGUUUUAAGCUAUCCUCCAUUAUCAAUCCACGAAGAAUCCUCUUCUUCUUUGCCACCUUGUCAAGCAUGGGAACCAUCCUACUGAUAUGGCUCACGCUCUCCAUGGCUAAAAAAGAAGAAGACAAGGAUGAAGAGCACUACGACAAAGAUUUGGAAUCUUCUUAUUAA
Molecule: messenger RNA, 720 nt
Organism: Lactuca virosa
Lineage: Eukaryota; Viridiplantae; Streptophyta; Magnoliopsida; Asterales; Asteraceae
Source: the annotation of a GenBank genome assembly